Molecule: messenger RNA, 1890 nt
Organism: Chironomus riparius
Lineage: Eukaryota; Metazoa; Arthropoda; Insecta; Diptera; Chironomidae
Source: the annotation of a GenBank genome assembly
CUUUUUAUUAUUGUUAUUUAUUUUCAUUAUUAUUGUAAAACUCGAUCAAUUUGUCACACUUCAAGCUGCGAUAACAAAGAAUUACAUUUUUAUUUAAUCAGUGUGCUUAACUACUCGAUUCAAAUAGUUGUUGUGGACUUAUCUCAAGCGAUAACAGCAAGAAUUCAUUAUAAAAGUUAAGUUCAGUCAGUCAUUGUUAAGCACAGAGUCCAGUCCAGUCAUGUCGUUUCAUUCGCAAGGCAGUCACACAGUCCAAAUAUCCAUGAAAAUGUUCAGGAACAACAGAAAUCGAGUUGUUCAGGCAUUGAAGGAAACAAAAAGAAUUAAAAAUGAGGAAUCGACUUUUGUCAUUCUUCAAGGCGGAACUGAGGAUGCUUUUGGGUUUUAUGACACGGACGUCAAUCAGACAACAUUCAGGCAAGAGUCGUACUUCCAAUAUUUAUUUGGUGUCAGUGAGCCAGACUUCUUUGGAGCCAUUAGAGUUUCCGAUGGACAUACAAUCCUGUUCGCGCCAAGACUAGACAAGGAAUAUGAAGUAUGGAUGGGUCCAAUAGCAUCGACUGAUCAAGUUAAGGCACGAUAUGAAGUUGAUGAUGCUUUUUAUGUCGAUGAGCUUGUCAAGGUCUUGUCAGAUAAGAAUUCGUCACUUUUGUUGACUUUGUCGAGCAUUAAUUCGGAUAGUGGCAAGCUUUACAAACCACCAACAUUUGCAGGCAUUGAGAAAUUCCCACAAGAUGCUGACAUCCUCUAUCCAGUCAUUGCUGAGUGUCGAGUCAUCAAGUCAGCUGAGGAAAUUGAGGUUUUGAGAUACGUUGCCAAAGUGUCCUCAGACGCCCACAAGAAGGUCAUGAAGAUGCCAUUCACAAAAGAGAAGCUUUACGAGUACCAAGCUGAGGCUGUGUUCCUUGCUCACACUUACUAUGUCGGUGGAUGUAGGCACUGUUCCUACACAUGCAUCUGUGGUGUUGGAAAUAACUCAGCAAUUUUACAUUACGGACAUGCUGCAGCACCAAAUAAUCGUGAGAUCAAGGACGGGGAGAUGUGCUUGUUUGAUAUGGGCGCGAAUUAUUUUGGAUAUUGUGCAGAUAUCACAUGCUCAUUUCCAGCUAAUGGGAAGUUUACAGAUGAUCAAAAGUUGAUCUACAAUGCAGUUCUAGCUGCAAACAUGGCUGUCCAAAAUGAAGCUAAGGAAGGUGUGAACUGGGUUGACAUGCAUCUGCUUGCUAAUCGAGUCAUGCUGGAAAAGAUGAAGGAAGGAAAUUUACUAAAAGGUGAUGUGGAUGAGAUGAUCAAUGCUGGACUUAACUACGUCUUCCAGCCACACGGACUUGGUCAUUUGAUUGGACUUGAUGUUCAUGAUGUUGGUGGAUACUUGCCACAUUGUCCACAGAAACCUGUUCAACCAGGUCCAAAUAGAUUAAGAUUUGCUAGAGAUUUGAGGGCGGGCAUGUAUGUGACAAUUGAGCCUGGAUGUUACUUUAUAGAACCGCUGUUGAAGAAGGCUUACAACAAUCCAUUGCAGGCUAGGUUCUUGGUUAAAGAGAAUUUGGACAGAUUUUGGAAUUUCGGUGGUGUUAGGAUUGAAGAUGACGUCCUGAUCACAAAAUACGGAGUUGAGAACUUUUCCGUUGUUCCACGUACUGUUGAGGAGAUUGAGGCUUGGAUGGCUAGGAAUGAUGAUGUUCCAUAUGUUCCUUACAAAGAUUAAUCAGCAUUUGAUAUUUAAUAUUAUUUUUUGCAUAUGUAGUUAAACUCAUUAAUGCACGGUAUAAUCUAUAUAAUUCCACUUACUAAUGUAAAAACGAAACUUGUUAAAAUUGAAAUUUAUUUUUGUAUUCGAACCCAUGGACUGAAAAUUUUGAUAUUUAUCAGAAAUAAAAGAAAGUUGUU